Messenger RNA from Emericellopsis cladophorae, 990 nucleotides. RefSeq lists its product as uncharacterized. The record is from RefSeq and is a predicted model, not a curated record. Gene Ontology annotation, molecular function: dioxygenase activity. Lineage: Eukaryota; Fungi; Ascomycota; Sordariomycetes; Hypocreales; Bionectriaceae. Bases 1 to 990 code for a protein of 329 amino acids. The transcript has 3 exons.
AUGGCCAGCGACACAACAGCGCGUGAACAGGCCCAUCUCCACACCUUGACGUUCUCUUCCGUCGUCAAGGGCGAGGCAGCUGCGCUCGCGACACUGGUCGAUGCAUGCGAGAAGGACGGCUUCUUCUACCUGGACCUCCGCGACUGGGACUCGGGCGACAUGCUCGCGAGCCUGCAGGCGGCCGGAGACCUGAUGAAGGAGUGGUUCAAGCAGCCGCUCGACAAGAAGCUGGCCACUGAGACCCUGUCUGACGCGCACGGGUACAAACCACCCGGCGUACAGUCUGGCGUCACCGAGAACGCCCGCGACGGCUUCGAAGCCCUGAGAAUCAGCCGAACCGGCAUGCUCAGCCGCCAGCACCUCCCCGACAUCGUGCAGGCGAACCUAGACGUCUUUGAAAAGUACCAGCUCUCAGCGCAUUACGUGCUCAGGACCCUGCUCGCCCGUCUCUCCGACGCCACCGGCCUGCAGGGCCACGAGCGCUACGAAGCGUACCACCCGGACCACCUCCCGUCCAAGUCGACCCUCUUCUUCCUCCACCACCCAAGGACCGAGGCGCUCCCCGACCAGACAGGCCGGGGCCACAACGCGCACACCGAUGUCGGCUCCUUCACGCUGCUCGUCACAGAGCAGCCCGGCCUGCAGGUGCUGUCCCCCGUCACGGGCCAGUGGGAGUACGUCGACGCCAAGCCGGGCUGCGCCAUUGUCAACGUCGCCGACACGCUGCGCUUCAUCUCCCAGCGGCGAUUCCGCUCCGCCAUGCACCGCGUGCUGCCCCCCGGGGGCAAGAUGGCGCAGGACCGGUACUCGACCGCCUACUUCCUUCGUGCCGGGGACGACGUCGUGCUCCAGGGCAUGGACGGCCGCCAGGUCACGGCCGGCGAGUGGUUCCUCAGCAAGUACGCGAGCUUUAACCAGACCAUAGAGGAGCAGCGCACCAAUUCGAUCGCGACGGGGGGCAUGGAGCGCGACCUCGGCGUUGCCAUCUAG